AUGCCUAUCCGAUCACUCGCAUCACCAAUGGUCCAGGCACGAUCAACGCUCCUCCAAUCCAUCUCCCAGUCUACUCGAUCUGCCUCAAGCUCGAAAUCUUCUCGCAACACAGAAACACCUAAAGCUCCCUCACAAACCACUCCCUCCGAACUCGCCGAGCUCAAGCACCUCCAGGCACCCGCCCUGCUCCGUUCCUACGCCUAUACUCUCAAGACCGGCACCGUCGAGUCAGUCGGACGCAUGGAACGCACCGUUAGUGUGAUUCAGCGCCACACCGCCUGGAACCAGCAGAUUGGAAAAUACUACCCCCAGGAGACAAGAUACCUAGUCUCUGAUCCCCGCAACUCGCUGCGCGAGGGCGAUGUGAUUGAGUUCUCUUCCGGAGCUCCUAAGAGCCGCCGCGUGCACCACGUCAUUGAGCGCAUUAUCACUCCUUUCGCCGUGCCAAUCGAAGACCGACCGGCUGUUCUGUCCCGUGAGGAGCGCGAGCAGGAGCGCGAGCGUCGAUGGGCGGAGAAGUACGUGCGUCGAGAAUCGCGCCGAUUGGGCAAGGAGGUUAACCUGUCUCAACUGGCGGAGGCUAUGAAUAUUGAAAAAGGAACCUCGGACGCUCACAUUAUUCAUCAGAUUCAUAAGGGUAAUGAGCGGAUCGGAAAGGUGAAGAAGUUGGUGUUGGAGAGAACUACUGGAAGCCCAGCGCAAACUCCUGCUGAGGCUCUGUGA
Messenger RNA from Penicillium malachiteum, 723 nucleotides. RefSeq names its product uS17 family ribosomal protein. Gene Ontology annotation, biological process: translation. Lineage: Eukaryota; Fungi; Ascomycota; Eurotiomycetes; Eurotiales; Aspergillaceae. Gene Ontology annotation, cellular component: ribosome. Gene Ontology annotation, molecular function: structural constituent of ribosome. The coding region runs from base 1 to 723 and encodes 240 amino acids. The record is from RefSeq and is a predicted model, not a curated record. The transcript has a single exon.